Molecule: messenger RNA, 204 nt
Organism: Saprolegnia parasitica CBS 223.65
Lineage: Eukaryota; Oomycota; Saprolegniomycetes; Saprolegniales; Saprolegniaceae
Exons: 2
Coding region: 1-204 (67 amino acids)
Source: RefSeq, a predicted model, not a curated record
AUGCUUGGCAAGAUCGUCGGCGAGGCCAAGCUCGACAUCACCUUCAACGAAGCCUACCUCUUGGCCGUGCAGGACGCAACAACGAGCUCGCCAACCACGCGCAAGGCGUCGAAGCCUUCUACGAUCAUGGCCUGGCUGCGCGAGUGCCUCGAGCUUGGCGGCUUCAAGCAAGACGGGCGCGGGAUGCGGAAGCGCGACAACUAA